AUGGGCGUAGAUAAUUUGAGUUAUGUGAGGUCGACCGACGACUUGGAGAUGAGUGAAAAAGGCCAGACCGUCAAGGUGUGGGACAAGGCGGUCAGUUACGAGGAGGCACUAGAUUUAACUGGUCACGGCAGAUACAACUAUAGCCUUCUCUUCGCUUGCUUUAUGAUCAUCGUCGCAAUGGGUAUCGACAUCUUUGGGCUGGGCAUCAUCGCGACCGCCGCCACCUGCGACCUGGGCAUGACCAUUAAGGAGAUCGGCAUACUGUCCUCUAUGCCGUUCGCGGGAAUCAUCGUUAUGUCAUACCCAUGGGGCUACCUGUCGGACACACGCGGCAGGAAGCUGGUGCUGAUGUGCUCAAUGUGUGGCAGCUUCGUGAGCGCAGUCCUGAGCAGCUUUGCUCGAAGCUGGCAAGUGCUUGCUGCACUCCGAUUCCUCAGCUCGGCUAUGUCGAGUGCCGCAGAAUCCGCGACGUACGCCUUCCUGGGGGAAUGCUGCAACUCCAGAUCCAGGGCGCGCUACAUGCUCCUGAUGACCAGCGCCCUGAUGUUGACACCCACCAUUUAUUACAUUUGGGGCUACUUAAUCACCAAGCUUGACUUCACUAUCCCAAUGCUGGGCAUAGAUUACCGUCCCUGGCGGCUGUUGACUCUUGUGAUGGCGCUGCCGUUAGGUCUUAGCGCAAUCUUGCUGUACUUCUUCAGCGAGAGUCCCAAGUUCCUUGCCAACGUUGGCCGAAGCCAAGAGGCCGUGGAAGCCCUGCGGAGGAUAUAUGUGGGGAACGGCGGACAGGCGGAGAAGUUUCCUGUCAAGGACAUCUAUUUGGAGGAGGGCAGCAAAGAGAGCGUUGCCACCUUCUCGCUGCACUCACUCUGGACACAGAUAGCGCCUCUCUUCAAGCCGCCUCUGCUAUGGAGGACGCUCCUCCUCUAUUAUCUCACCUUCGUUGUUUAUAUCGCGAACAAUAGCUUCGCCAUCAUCCUGCCGACGAUCCUGAACGUGUUCUUCACGUCGUACGCCAGCGGCGGGGCGAACCUCGCUUUCUGCGAGCUCUUCAACAUGGCCGAUAGCGACAAUUCCACCGUAACCGAACAGUACAAUAGGGAGGACUCUGAGUGCCAAGGAACGAUUAUGGACAACACGAUAUGGGCCGGCUGCGCCCACGGACUCUCCUUCUUUCUUCUCAACGCUCUCAUAUCUCAGUGCGCAAGGAGGAGAAAGGUGCUGACCAUCAGCAUCCUGCUGGUGUCCGCUGCGGCGGCGGUCGCCGUCGACCAGACGGGCGAGCCACUCUCCGGCCUCAUCUUCUUCUACGUCUUCCUCACCACCGCCAUGGUGUUCGGCGUCGUGUCCUCCUACUUCGUGGACCUCUACCCCACCUCCUACAGGGGCAUGGUGGCGUGUCUGGGAAUGAUGGUGGCGCGGCUGAGCGCGUUCGCCGGCACCAACCUCGUCAGCAGCACCAUGAGCCAGCACUGCUCCGUGGCGCUCUACGGCGCGGCCGGUCUCGUUGUCAGUGGUGCUGUCGCCGCAGCAUUGCUACCCGCCGACGUGCUU
This is a messenger RNA of Iphiclides podalirius (scarce swallowtail), 1554 nucleotides long. The record is from the annotation of a GenBank genome assembly. Lineage: Eukaryota; Metazoa; Arthropoda; Insecta; Lepidoptera; Papilionidae.